Molecule: messenger RNA, 609 nt
Organism: Paracoccidioides brasiliensis Pb18
Product: D-tyrosyl-tRNA(Tyr) deacylase
Exons: 5
Coding region: 1-609 (202 amino acids)
Biological process (GO): tRNA metabolic process
Cellular component (GO): cytoplasm
Molecular function (GO): D-tyrosyl-tRNA(Tyr) deacylase activity
Source: RefSeq, a predicted model, not a curated record
AUGAAAGCUGUCCUGCAACGAGUCAAAUCGGCAUCGGUCACUGUCGACAAACAGCUCGUCUCUUCCAUCGGCAAGGGUCUCCUCGUCUUUGCCGCGGUCGGCCCCGAAGACACUCAGAAAGAUGCAGAGUCCCUGGCAGCGAAGGUGCUGAAGCUGAAGAUAUGGCCUGAUGAUGCCGGAGGAACGUGGAAGAAAAGCGUACAAGAUAUAAAGGGCGAAGUUCUAUGCGUAUCCCAAUUCACGCUCCACGCCCAAAUAAAACGAGGAAACAAACCCGACUUCCACCGCGCAGCCGAUGCAACAAAAGCGAAAGAGCUGUACGACUACUUCUACAGCAAAGUGAGCGAGAUGUACGAGGCAGACCGCGUCAAGAACGGCGUCUUCCAGGCGAUGAUGGAUGUGGGGCUGGUGAACGACGGACCGGUUACCAUUCAAAUCGACACGACGUUGCCUAAGCGGGAGCAGAAGACGGAUGGGAAUGGGAAUGGAGACAGUAACAACGAGAAAGUGAAUGGAACUGCAAAGGGACCUGGAGAGGAUGCAGCGAAGAAAGAUUCCGUUGGGAGACAGCUCUAUGAAUUCAAGCUGCCGGCGUCAUUGUUGGAGUGA